Molecule: messenger RNA, 1374 nt
Organism: Puccinia graminis f. sp. tritici CRL 75-36-700-3
Lineage: Eukaryota; Fungi; Basidiomycota; Pucciniomycetes; Pucciniales; Pucciniaceae
Exons: 6
Coding region: 1-1374 (457 amino acids)
Biological process (GO): protein N-linked glycosylation; cell wall mannoprotein biosynthetic process
Cellular component (GO): membrane; Golgi apparatus
Molecular function (GO): alpha-1,2-mannosyltransferase activity
Source: RefSeq, a predicted model, not a curated record
AUGACAACGGGUUCCUGGACGAGCUUGAGCUGGAAAGAUCUCGGAACGCCUUGCACCACGACGCACCACUCACGCACUCUUCAUUGGGGCCGGCGCCGGGCGAGUUUCCGGAGUCUGCGACGCUGGCUCUUGACCCUAUCUUUAUCGGCGGGCGUGGUUAUAUAUCUGUGUUACACCGAUAGCGAGACGCCGAGCGAAGGGUUUUCAGCGACUUACCUGCCCCGAACACGUGCCCUACUCGAAAACUGGCGACACUCAGAAACACGUGACGGCCGCUGGCUCUCUGUUAACGAUGGCCUCCAACCCAGCUUCACGACCGAUCCGAGCGGGAUCAAGUUCCCUCCCGAGGUCUAUCCCGCUCUGAUGAAUCCUUAUCAGAGGGCCAAUGCUACUUUUGUCUCCGUCGUCAGAGAGCGUGAUCUCAGCGACUUGAUGAUAAGCAUGCGGACCGUCGAGGAUCGAAUUAAUCGGAAGUUUGGUUACCCUUGGGUCUUCCUAAGUGAAGAUCCUUUCAGUCUAGAUUUCAGACUGGCAAUCAAAUCGAUGACCAGGUCCCAGGUUUUCUUCGGCCUCAUCCCUCCCCGCCAACUGUCUUAUCCUUCCCAUGUGGACCGACGUAGAGCUACAAGGGUCCAAAAGACUAUGGACAAUGACUCUCAAAAGAGCAGACAUGGAGAUAAUCAGAGUCGCCGACAUAUUUCGCGCUUCCAUUCGGGCUUCUUCUUUCGUCACCCGCUCAUGUUGAAAUUUAAUUACUAUUGGCGGGUCGAACCUGGGAUUCAAUACUAUUGCGAUGUGGACUAUGAUCCAUUUGUAUUUAUGGAGGAGAACAAGAAAGUGUACUCAUUCUCAGUCUCUCUGAUGGAGUACCAAUCGACGAUCCCGAGCCUUUGGAAAACCGUCCAAGGAUUUGUGCGCGCCAAUCCGGACCUCCUAGCAGCGAAUAGUUCGAUUGACUUUCUCCUCAAGGACCCAUCUCAAGGGAUCGAAUCAGACUACAACCUGUGUCACUUCUGGUCGAACUUUGAGGUAGGAGACAUGCGUUUCUGGAGAUCGACCACCUAUGCCAAGUUUUUUGCUCAUCUCGAUAGGGCCGGGGGGAUUUACUAUGAGCGAUGGGCCGAGGGCCCGAUCCAUUCGAUCGCCGCCGCACUCUUCCUCCGCCGGGAGCAGAUUCAUCAGUGGGACGACAUCGGGUACUUCCAGACCCCCUUCUCUCACUGUCCUUCCGACUACGAACGCUUCCAUUCAAACGGUAAGUGCUUCUGUGAUCCGUUCGAAAACUUCGAUCAGGACCCUUAUAGCUGUGCUCCUUUGUGGUGGGAACUUGAUAGGAAGAAAAUUAAGGACUCAAAAAUCCGAUCUAAUUCAUGA